CCGUCUCGGGGCUGCUGUUGCUGCUGCAGGCCUCCGGCGGGGGCCAGGAGGUUCGGGAAGGCACGGCGGGUCCCCGGGAAGGGGACGAGUUGACAGAUGUGCGUGAGGAGGUCCCUGGUCGGCCUCACCUUUUGUACCUGCUACCUGGCUUCUUACCUCACGAACAAGUAUGUUAUUUCAGACCAACCGUGGCACUCUAUGAAAUUCACAUAGCCUCUUGUCCUUUCCAGGUGGCAGACCCUCAUUGGUGGACUUUUGCUUCAUGUGUCCUGGAAACUGGGCUGGGUAGAGAUCAACAGCAGUUCAAGAUCUCAUGUUCUGGCGUGGCUUCCUGCUUCAGUGCUGUUUGUGGGUAUAAUCUAUGCUGGGUCCAGAGCCUUGUCCAGACUGGCCAUUCCUGUGUUUCUCACUUUGCAUAAUGUAGCUGAAGUUAUCAUCUGUGGGUACCAGAAGUGUUUUCGGAAAGAGAAAACAUCUCCUGCAAAGAUCUGUAGCAGAUGGAUAUUUUUGGGCUCUAAUUCACUUAUUCUGUUUAGUGAUAUUGACCAGCAAUACUUAAACUAUAUAUUCAGUGUGGUGCUCCUGGCAUUUGCAUCUCAUCCCACAGGUGAUUUCUUCAGCGUCCUGGACUUCCCAUUCCUGUACUUCUACAGAUUCCAUGGCAGCUGCUGUGCCAGUGGAUUUUUGGGAUUCUUUCUCAUGUUCAGUACAGUGAAGCUAAAAAGCCUUCUGGCCCCAGGGCAGUGUGCAGCCUGGAUUUUCUUUGCUAAGAUAAUCACAGCUGGCUUAUCAAUAUUGCUGUUUGAUGCAGUCCUGACCAGUGCAGCCGUGGGAUGCCUCCUGCUCGGUGCACUUGGAGAAGCCUUGCUGGUUUUCUCGGAGCGGAAGGGCUCCUGACGAAGGCAGCCAAGAGAAGGAGACUCACAGCCUGCUGCGAGAGAACGUCGCCCCAGCCUCAUCGCUCCCUGUUGAGAGUGUCAGAAAGAGGAACGCAAGGACAGUGAGGCCAGGUGGGCAGUGCCAUUGCCCCACCCAAGUGAAUGUGGUGUUGGCUGAUGAGGCCGAGGCCCUGCUGCUUCCAGGAGCGCCCUUUCUGGGGGUCUGCAGGCCGUUGUAGAGGAGCUGUCUGUUCUGUCUUCCCGUUUGGAGAACCUCUCUCAACUGUGCUGUAGCUGGUUCUGCAGAAACAGGAAGUACAGGAUUUCACGGGCUGGCUCUCCUUGCCUUGACUGAGCGUCAGGCCUGUGGAUACCAGCUGCUGUCUCCCAAACAUGGCUUUCGGUGCGAGGUAGUGGGCCUGAGGGGUUUGGUUGUCACUUUUUUUUUCAUUUAUGAAGUUUUAAAUUU
Messenger RNA from Cebus imitator (Panamanian white-faced capuchin), 1347 nucleotides. RefSeq names its product transmembrane protein 241 (gene SLC35D4). NCBI's taxonomy places the organism in Eukaryota, Metazoa, Chordata, Mammalia, Primates, Cebidae. The transcript is spliced from 13 exons. The record is from RefSeq and is a predicted model, not a curated record.